UAUUGGUUUUUUUGAAAUGUACAAAAAUAUAUUUUUAAAAUAUGUGUAUUUAGGUGUUGUCUAUUUUAUUAUAUGGUUCAACGUCCAAAUUCUAAACUGCAAUAAUUCUCUCACGCUUUGUCAAAACUUUGUGAGUAUCAAGGCGCAUUUUAAAGCAAUGUAUUUUGUAUGGGUUUUCACCGUUUACACUAUAAUAAUUAUUAACGGUGUUCGUUCUAAUGAAGAUUUAAAACAAUUUAUUGCAAUGGCGAAACGUGUAGACCGAGGCUAUUACAGUGGGCCUUUUCAAUUGGAAUCGUUUGACACAUUGAAUAAGUGCAAACAAGAAUUGUUCAGAGAACUGUGGUGCAGCUACGCUGUGAUCGCUACCAUCCAUAUGCAAUUGACAAAGACGUUGCUGUUGGACUUCAGCUAUCAACACCGUCUAACAGCUGAAGAAAGAACUAGUGUUUUAUUUACACUGGAAGCCAAUAAAAUAUUAUCCGUUAUGUACAACGACCACCACCGCCAAGAAGAUGAUAGCCGAAACGCCAUCGGAGAAGUUAUGUGGAUAUUUCUCAUGUACGCUGAACUGGUACAGCACCUUUUCUCGAUAGACAUCAGUCGUCCAGAAGAAACCAAUAAGACUGUGUUGAAAACUCACGAAGUCGUAGUGAAUAUGCUCGAAGAGUUCAUAAAAUCGCAUUGUUGCAAAGUGUUCGAUCCGGUUACUAAUCAAUCGUCCAAUAUCAAAAUAAUCAUACACACGGAUACAAACUUAAAACGGUUGAUAAAAGUCGUGUGCCAAAACAAAGAACUGGUAAACAGACAGUUGGAACAUAACCGCAUGAUAGACGUGCGAUUUGACUGGGCACAAAGCCAUUUCACUGGUGAACAUAUGCUCUUGUCUCGUUUAUUGGAUCACAGCAAUAGCGACAGAAUUAAAGACAUUGAAAAAUUUGGUGUUCAGUUGGACUUGAUUGCCAUAGGGAAAACACUCAGCCACUAUUAUCGAAUGGGCACAAACGUCUGCAACCAUUUGCACGCUCGCAUAAGAUGGAUAAUUUUGUUUCAGAAACAUUUCUUGACCUUUAUGAAAGCCGUGGCCAUUCGGACGGUCGUUGGAUACUUGUCUAACAUGAAGCGAAUGGAUGACGCAAAGCUAAAACGUUUUGUUGCAGAUACUAAUAACAAUGACCUUUGCAAAUAUUACAAUACAGAAAUGGUGGAGCAGUUGAAUUCGUUUGCAGAGUAUUUGCAUCUAACCGACGACCAUCGCUUGGGUUUGGCAAUCGGCGUGCUGUCCAGUCCAUCUUCACAUUUUUCUGAUGGCAUUUUCAUCGACUUGUAUGUAAGUCAAUUGUCAGCAUCAUUGAAAGAGAUUUCGUCAGAAGAAAUGCCAUUUGACCAACCGAUGCAAGUAGUCGAUCAAGUAAACAGCAACGGCCGGACAAUGGAGGAUGUUGGUUCUAUCAUUAGCAAGUAUGGACUUCCCAGACCGGCUGAUGAAAACACCGAAUUUAAUACAAUUGCUUAUCGGAUUAAUGGUUCACCCUGUGCGAUGGACAAAAAAUUAUGUGUUUUGGCUGAAAAAAACGGACGGUAUACAGGGGCCUUAAUAACAGUUUAAGUUUUUAGUUCAAUAUUAUUUUUCUUAAAAAACCUUAAUUUGUAUUUAAGCAUCAAUCAAAAAGUAUCUUAAUGAUUAAAUGACAAUUUAAACUAUCCCC
Adelges cooleyi (spruce gall adelgid) is the source of this 1709-nucleotide messenger RNA. RefSeq lists its product as uncharacterized. The coding region runs from base 17 to 1609 and encodes 530 amino acids. The transcript is spliced from 2 exons. Lineage: Eukaryota; Metazoa; Arthropoda; Insecta; Hemiptera; Adelgidae. The record is from RefSeq and is a predicted model, not a curated record.